This is a messenger RNA of Rotaria sp. Silwood2, 621 nucleotides long. NCBI's taxonomy places the organism in Eukaryota, Metazoa, Rotifera, Eurotatoria, Philodinida, Philodinidae. The record is from the annotation of a GenBank genome assembly.
AUGUCAACAGAGCUUUUCUACAACUGUACAUUACCAUGGUUUGGUCCAAUAUGUCAAUAUAUGUUCGAUCAAUACGAACCUCAUCAUUCGUCAUUUACUGAAAUGGUUCAUGAUUUUUAUCGAGACAGGAGUGGAUCAAACACAUUAACAUGCUACAAGCAUUUACAAUGUAUUCGUGGUCUAUUCCCGGCAUGUCUCGAUUGGACUGAAAUUUGUGAUGGAAGUAUCGAUUGUAUCGAUGGAGGACGUGACGAAGAACACUGUUGGCAAGUCGAAAUCCACGAGUGUCAGAAAAACGAAUAUCGAUGUUAUAAUGGACAAUGUAUACCUAUCGCUUUCUUACGUGAUGAUCCGUCAAAUCCCGAUUGUCUUGAUGGAUCUGACGAAAUUGAUGAAUUUGGAAAGAAUGUGGCGUGCAAGACUACCGGUCCUGUAUUUCGAUGUGAAGAGGCCAUGUGUAUGCAAAUUGGUAGGGGAUCUGAUACAUUUGUGAAAAAAUCAUGCAUACAAGAACGUGACUAUCUGAUAAUGAGAGCAAUGCUUUCUACUGAACAAAAUUUUGUGAACAGUAAAUGUUGGUCAGCAUUCCUCAAUGUUUGUCGAUUACUCAGCAUUUUGUAA